Cololabis saira (Pacific saury) is the source of this 606-nucleotide messenger RNA. RefSeq names its product ribosomal protein S27a (gene rps27a). Lineage: Eukaryota; Metazoa; Chordata; Actinopteri; Beloniformes; Belonidae. Gene Ontology annotation, biological process: modification-dependent protein catabolic process; translation; protein ubiquitination. The record is from RefSeq and is a predicted model, not a curated record. The transcript is spliced from 6 exons. Bases 101 to 571 code for a protein of 156 amino acids. Gene Ontology annotation, cellular component: nucleus; ribosome; cytoplasm. Gene Ontology annotation, molecular function: protein tag activity; structural constituent of ribosome; ubiquitin protein ligase binding.
GGCCACCCUGACCCGUGGAAGCGCGGGUAGGAAACCCCGCGGCCGCCGCUGAAAUCUCUCUUUUCAGGACCCGCGACCGGAGCGAGGCGGCGGUGCAAAGAUGCAGAUCUUCGUGAAAACCCUCACGGGGAAAACCAUCACCCUCGAGGUUGAACCCUCCGAUACCAUCGAGAAUGUGAAAGCUAAGAUCCAGGACAAGGAGGGAAUCCCUCCCGACCAGCAGAGGUUGAUCUUCGCUGGGAAGCAGCUGGAAGACGGACGCACGCUGUCCGACUACAACAUCCAGAAGGAGUCCACCCUCCACCUGGUUCUGAGGCUGCGUGGUGGAGCCAAGAAGAGGAAGAAGAAGUCGUACACGACCCCCAAGAAGAACAAGCACAAGAGGAAGAAGGUCAAGCUGGCCGUGCUCAAGUACUACAAGGUGGACGAGAACGGGAAGAUCCACCGUCUGCGGCGCGAGUGUCCGGCUGACGAGUGCGGUGCCGGCGUGUUCAUGGCCAGUCACUUUGACCGUCAUUACUGCGGGAAGUGCUGCCUCACGUACUGCUUCAACAAGCCCGAGGAUAAAUAAAUAAAUGAUCAAUAAACGUGAUUGAUAAACCCCAA